AUGGGUGCGGCGAAUUACGUGCCGGGCGAGGAGGUGGCGCUGCUGUUCAUGGCCGUGUCGCUGGCGCUCGGCGCGCUGUGCCGCCAGAUCUUCAACAACACGCGCGUGCCGUACACCGUCGCGCUGCUGCUCGUCGGCAUCGCGCUCGGCGCGUUUGGGGCGGCGAUAGAGCCGAAUAUAAUCUUCUUCGUCUUCCUGCCCGCGCUGCUCUUCGAAAGCGCCUUCGCCUUCGAGAUGCACCAGAUCAAGAUCAAGGUGUGCCCCCCAUGCUCCGCUCCCUCUGCUCGCAAUGCUGCCUCCGCGCAACUCGCUCAUUUAUCCUUCUCCCCUUCCUCGCCCCUUGGCAUCUCCAUCUGCUAUCCCCCCGUCCCUUCGGGCAGCGGUGCAUGUUUCAGAUCUUCCUGCUGGCAGUGCCGGGUGUCGUCAUCACCACCGGCUUCCUCGGUGUCAUCUGCAAGGUACGCUUCCCUUAUCCAUGUCAUCUGCAAGGUACGCUUCCCUGAACGUGUGGCAGCGUGCCCAGCGCCACCACCUUGCGUGCCCAGCGCCACCACCUUGCUUACUCUCCCAUCUCUUCCCUCCCUCCCGCCCUACGUGUGCCUGCAUGCACGGCCCGCCCAGUGCGUGCUGCCAUACGGGUGGUCGUGGAGCACGGCCAUGCUGCUGGGCAGCGUGCUCAGCACCACGGACCCCGUCGCCGUCGUGGCGCUGCUCAAGGAGCUCGGUGCUUCCAAGAAGUUGCGCACCAUCAUUGACGGCGAAGCGCUCAUGAACGACGGGGCGGCCAUCGCCAUAUUCCAGCUCUUCCUGCAGCUCGUGCUGGGCUACUCGUUCUCCCCGGGGGACAUCGUUGCCUUCAUGUGCCGCGUCUUCUUCGGCGGCAUAGCGCUGGGGAUGGCGUUCGGGGUGGUGAGUCUGCUGUGGCUGCGCACUGUGUUCAACGACUACAUCAUCGAGAUCACCAUCACCAUCUGCGGCUCCUACAUGGCCUUCUUCGUUGCGAACGCAGUGACCAACAUGUCUGGAGUCAUGUCCGAUAUGACGCUCGGCAUCAUGUUUGCUAUAUUCGCCAAGACGGCAUUCACAGGGGAGAAUGAGAAGAACAUGCACAGCUUCUGGGAGAUGCUAGCAUACAUCGCCAACACGCUCAUCUUUGUCCUCAGUGGAGUGGUGAUCGCCGAGAGUGUGCUGCACAACACCAGCCACAUCCAAGGCAGCGACUGGGGCUACAUGCUGGCGCUGUUUGUGUUUGUGCAGCUGUCACGGGUGGUGGUGGUGGGAGUGCUGUACCCCGGGCUGGCCAGCAGCGGCUACGGGCUCACGUGGAAGGAGGCCAUCAUCCUCGUCUGGUCCGGCCUGCGCGGCGGCAUUGCUCUCACGCUUGCCCUUGUCGUCAGCCAUGAGAAGCAGCCGGACAAGAUCUCAGAGUCCACGUCAGCCAGGGUGAGAUGCUCCGCUGCCCGCCACGCUCCACUCAUCCCUGCUCUCUUCCUCGCCAUCCCUGCUCUCUUCCUCGCCAUGCCCUGUGCCCUGCUUUGCCCGCCUGCUCCCAACCCUCUCGCUCAUACACCUCCCCCAAUUCUUUCGCCUGCCCGCAUUUCUCCCCCCUCACCCCCGCCCUCCACCCCUCGCGCCCCCCUUGAACACCUAGACCCCCUCCCCUCCCCUCCCCCGCCAGUUCAUGUUCAUGACGGGCGGCAUUAUUUCAUGUUCAUAACGGGUGGCAUCGUGUUCCUGACGCUCAUAGUGAACGGCAGCACCACACAGUUCAUAUUCGCGGCGCUGCGCCUCAACCGCACGUCCAACGUCAAGAAGCAUGUCAUCCACUUCACACGCCGCGAGCUCUUUGAUCACGCCGUGAAGACCUUUGAGGAGAUCGGCGACGACGAGGAACUGGGGCCCGCGGAGUGGAGCACAGUGAGCGAGUACCUCACGUGUUUGGACCAGAAGGUGCUGGAGCCGGGGGGGCGGGGGGCAGGAGCAGGGCACCACGCGCACACGCGCGGCAGCCGCACGCACACGGGGUCGUCGCUGCACGCGCACGGGGAGGCAGGGGGGGAGGUGGACGUGGAGAAGCAGGCGGAGGAGGCGGUGCGGCAGCAGCAGCUGGCGGACACGCGCCUGCGCUUCCUGAACGGCGUGCAGGCGGCGUACUGGAGCAUGCUGGAGGAGGGGCGCGUCAACCAAACAGCCGCCAUGCUGCUCAUGCAGGCCGUGGCCGAGGCCGUCGACCUCACCACGGAGCGGCACCGGCUGUGCCUGUGGGCGGCCAUGCGCCCGCACGUGCGCAUGCCGCGCUUCUUCCGUGCGCUGCACCGCUCGCUGCGCCCCAUCCUGCCGCAGCGCGCCCUCAACUGGGUGACAGUGGACCGCCUGGAGCUCGCCGCCUCCAUGAGCGCCGCUUACAUCCGUGCCCUCCGGCAGACACGGCAGCAGCUGCGAGAGUUCCUCAAGGACAGCCCAAUACUGGAGGCGGUGAUAUUGGAGAGCGAGGAGGAGGAGACGGAGGCGAGGAAGUUCCUGGAGGACGUGCGGCUCAACGUGCCCGAGGUGCUGACAAUCAUCAAGACGAAGCAGGUGACGCAGGCAAUACUGGCGGAGCUGUACGGGUAUGUGGAGAAUCUCGACCACUCGGGGCUGCUGGACCAGAAGGAGGUCACCCUGCUGCACAACGCCGUCACGGCGGAUAUGAAGAAGCUGCAGCGCAGCCCGCCGUUUGUGGCGAUGCUGCCGGCGGGGGAGGUGUUGGCAAGGCAGCCGCUCAUUGGAGCGCUACCGGCCGACAUCCGCCUCGCGCUGCUGCAGCCGCUUAAGGAGGCCACCAAACUCUCCGGUGCCUCGCUCUUCCACGAGGGGCAGCCCACCCAGGGCGUCUGGCUCAUCGCCUCCGGUACCGCCAAGUGGACGUCCAAGGCGGCGGAGGCGGAGGCAGAGGCGCACGGGCAGCACCUGAUCCCGCCGCUGUUUGCACACGGCAGCUCCGUGGGGCUGUAUGAGACGCUGAGGGGGUGCGCGCACCAGUACUCGGUGACGGCUGACAGCGUGCUGCACUGCUUUUUCAUUGAUAGACAGCGCAUCAUGGCCGCCAAGAGCAGCAGUGACGCCAUUGAAGACUUUCUGUGGAAGGAGAGUUGUUUGGAGGUGGCGCGGGUGGUGCGCCCCAUGGAGUUCGGGCUGCUAUCCAUGCACGACCUGCGCGUGCUCUUCUCCCAGUCCGCGCGCCUCCUCACCCUCGCCCCGCACUCCCCCGUGCACCUCGCGCCCUCUGAGGUCGCGCUGCUGCUGCUGGGCGCCGUGCGCCUGCCGGGGGAUGGCAGCAAGGGGCACGAGGGCGAUGAGGGCAACGAGGGGGAGGAGGGCGAGGAGCAGGGCGAGGAGGAGGAGGGGGGUGGCGGGGCCGGCAGCCCUCAAGGUGCAGCUGUAGCCGCAGGCAGCCCGCAAAUUGCUCCGUCCUCUUCUCCGCAACUUGGCGCGUCACUUUCUCCGCCAGCAGCCACGGCAGCGGGCGGGGUGGCAGCGGAGACUGUAGCCCCACCCAGCAGCGGCGAGGAGGGCAGCAUGAACGGCAGCACGAGCGCCAGCAGCUUUGACGACCGCACGUCCGCGUCCAUGGCCCUCUCUGCCACCGCCUCUGAUGGGGCAGAUGGCAGGGGCGACACAGCGUGGGGGGGUAAGGACGCGGAGGGGCAGGCGGUGCGCAAGGUGCGGAGCGAGGGCGUGGAGCAGGGCGGGGAAGGGGGGAGCAGCAGCAGGGGCAGCAGCGGGGGGUUCCUGCGCGCGCGCAGUGAGGCGCUGCGCAGCGGGCUGCGCAGCCUGUCCAAGGGCCGGCAGCGGCUGGUGCGCGCCAUUAGCUCCAAGGACAGAGAUGGGGACAAGGCGGGCACGUGGCAGAGCGGCAGAGAGGGCACGGGCAGCCGUGAGGAGAUGGAGCUGGGGGUGAUCGUGGAGGACGGGCGCAUCGUGAGCAUCCAUGCCCCCGCUUACCUCACUCCCCAGCCAAGCCCAGGGGGGUUGGGCGAGGCGUCGUAUGUGACGGUGACGACGUGCAAGCUGAUGGUGGUUGACAUGCCUCACACACAGCACUCCCUGCAAGGCACCCCCACACGCGCCUUCCAUGGGCACCGCAGUGCACCUGCGCACGACGCGGCGACGCUGCUGCGGUGGCAGCUGGAGGGGGGCGCGGAAGGCGACGACGAUGAUGACGGGUUCAUUACUGCUCGGCUCAGGGGGCGGGCGGGCGCUGAUGCGCGUGCUCAUGGCGCUGGGGGAGCUGCAGGGGGGCACCCGGGGAGCAGGCUGGGCGGGGUGCUGGGCAGCAUGAUGGGGGGCGGAGGGGCUGUGGCGGCUGGCGAGGUUGGUGACGUGGAGGACAGUGAGAUGACGAUGCCACGUGGCAGUGAGCUGGCUGCCAUGCUGGCGGACCGUGUGGCGGUGGAUCGGCAGCUGAUGGAGCGAGCCAUGCAGCUCAGUGUGUUCGGCAACAAGGUCAGUCACCUCCUUUCCAUCCUUCCUUCCAAACCGACAUUCUUUAAGCUUUCUCUCAACUGCUACUUUCCCUCCCUCUACCAGGCAUAUCUAUGGAUGAGCAACCUAUUUCCUCCCUUCCUCAUUGUCGCUCGCUUGAAUGACCAUCGAUCCUCUCCAUUGCUCAUCACCGCUCUCCCCAUUCCCCACUACCCGUCCUGCCAUCGCCCACCUGCCCCACUGCAGAUGCAGACGAGGCCGAGGCGGCCGUCAGAGGCCCAUGCAGGACACCCUGCAGGCACCGCUGCUGCUGCCACUGCCCGUACACCCGGAGGGCAAGCAGAGGAGGCGCACCCACUUGUGGAGCCGGGGAGUGGGGUGGACGGGGGGAGAAGCGAGUGA
Closterium sp. NIES-65 is the source of this 4866-nucleotide messenger RNA. Lineage: Eukaryota; Viridiplantae; Streptophyta; Zygnematophyceae; Desmidiales; Closteriaceae. The record is from the annotation of a GenBank genome assembly.